AUGCCCAGGGUGAAAUACUUGAACGAAGACUUAGAAGAUGAAGUCCAGGACAGCAUAAGAAACACAAUUCAUACGGGCAUAUAUUCACACAAGCACCUGGAUACGUCGCAAGUGCAAGUGACAGUCCCAGUCAAAGUGACACGAGAUGGCGAACUCGUGUCACGCACAGUGGAACACGCACACGAGCAUGGACACGCGCGGGCACGCCGUGACCUUCACCAACUGGAACACCGCCUGCCGCCCUCGCUGCAUUACAACCUCACCGUCGAUGGCCGCGAACUGAGGCUGGACCUUAGGCCAUCGGUAACAUUCAUAACACCAGCGAUGAUAGUGGAGCGUCAUGGCGCGAGUGGACGCACGCGACAGAGGCCACAGCCUUCUUCAACCUCAUGUCACUACACGGGUUCCGUCCGAGGUCAACCGACAUCCAGUAUUGCUAUUUCCGCUUGUGAUGGAUUGGCGGGCCUAUUACGGACAGAGCACGGAGAAUACUGGAUCGAGCCAUCCAAUCAAGUUCCCACUGAUAAUUCCGCGGGGCGACCACACGUAAUAUUUAAGCGUUCCGCUGUAGACAAAGUUAAGGCAUUUCAUCGAGCGAAGAGAGAAAUCGAUAGCAGAAAGAAUCCCAAUAUUUCUUACUCUAGAUACAAUAAUAAAAAAGAAAGCACUAUAAAUUCCAAACGAUACUCAAACUUGAAUAGAAGUCGCAGUAGCAAAGAGGCUAAGGAUCAACGCAGACGAGAAUAUUUGGAAGAGAGACGAAAACGACUUGAAGCCAUGCGCCGUAACCCGACUGAAUACAGAAGGCAUCAAGCAAGGUUACGAAUGGAGCAAAGACGAUUACAAUCAACUUCAAGGAGUAACUCGGUAGAAGCCAGUAACUCUUAUGAAUCCAGUGCAAAAAGUAAAAGUAUGGAAAAGGUGAUGGAAGGAUUGAGACUACGACGCGUUAGAAAUAGACGAAGAAGGCGUAAAAGAUCGAAGAACUGCGCUACAAAGCAACCUCCAUAUCAAUGGAAGACCAAGAAUUUACAAGUACAUAAUGAAAAACUCUUAAGUAGUUACAGAAAUAAUAAGAACAGUCGCCGAAAAAUGAUUUAUCAGCAUAUACAUGACAGAAGCUUGAACAGCAUGAGACGGUCCACACGUUCAGUUAGCAGGCCACGUCACGUUGAAGUGCUGCUGGUCGCUGACAAAUCUAUGACCGACUUUCACGACCAGGGCAGCCUGGAAACAUAUCUCCUCACUAUUAUGAAUAUGGUUUCAUCGCUGUACAUGGAUCCCUCUAUCGGCAAUUAUAUCAAAGUCGUUGUAGUUAAGAUCAUACUAGUUGAAGAAAUGCAAGCAGCACCAGAAUUAGAAGUAUCAACAAAUGCUGAUGCCACUCUUGUGUCUUUUUGUCGAUGGCAACAACAACUUAAUCCAGAUAAUGACGAUAAUCCUCAUCACCAUGACGUCGCCAUCUUAGUCACUAGGCAGGAUAUAUGCAGCCAACAUGACACCCCUUGUAGUACACUGGGAGUGGCGCACGUGGCAGGGAUGUGCAAACCCGACCGCAGCUGCUCCGUUAACGAGGACAAUGGCAUCAUGCUUGCGCAUACCAUCACACACGAGCUUGGGCACAACUUCGGUCUGUAUCAUGAUACGGAAAAAAUUGGUUGUCAUCGACGUGAGGGUUCAACACUCCACAUAAUGACUCCCAUUUUCGAGGCCGACAUAGUCCAGGUUGCUUGGUCACGGUGCAGCAAGCGUGACGUUACCAAUUUUCUUGACGCCGGUUUAGGCGAAUGUCUCAGCGAUAGACCGUCACAACAAGAGUACGUGUAUCCAGAAGUUCCAGCAGGUGUAACCUUCGAUGCGGCCACACAAUGUCAUCUGCAAUUCGGAGCUGAAGCUGUAGUGUGUGCUAAGCCGACCGAGCUGUGCGAACACCUUUGGUGCCUCGUGAAUAACACUUGCAAAACUAUGCUGCGACCGGCUGCGCCAGGCACAACCUGCGGUGUGAACAUGUGGUGCCAGAACCAGACAUGCGUGCCGCGCAGUCCGUCCCCGGAGCCAAGAGACGGCGGCUGGGGCGAGUGGAGCGAGUGGAGCGAGUGCUCGCGCACGUGCGGCGCCGGCGUUUCCACGCAGUCGCGCGAGUGCAACAAGCCCGAGCCGCUCAACAACGGCGCCUACUGCAUCGGCGACAGGAGUCGGUACAAAGUUUGUAACACAGAUCCGUGUCCGAUCAACGAGCCAACGUUCAGAGAGGUGCAGUGUUCUAAGUACAACAACAUGACGUACAACAAUGAAACCAUCACAGAGUGGAUACCUUACUUCGAUCAAGAUAAACCAUGUGAACUACAAUGCAUUCCUCGGAACCGAAACGAUGUGGAGAUGCUGGGUGGAUUUGUGGCUGACGGGACGCCGUGCAAGCAAAACCUGGGCGCCAGAGACAUGUGCAUAUCAGGUGUGUGCUAUAAGGUUGGCUGUGACUGGAUUGUGGACUCUGAUUUGGAGGAAGACGCGUGCGGCGUGUGUGGCGGUAACGGGUCUGCGUGCAAGACUGUGCUCGGCAUCUACAAUAAAGAUACCACAAGGCAGUCUGGCUUAAGUGAGGUUGCAGUAAUUCCAGCCGGUUCGAGAAACGUUAAGAUUCAAGAGAAAGUUAGCCCCGGAAACUACAUUUCCAUAAGGAGCGCUAAAUCAAGAAGAAUGUAUCUUACCGGAGCUCGAAACGCUACUGUGUCGGAGUACUUCGUGGCAGGAGCUCCAGCGAUCUACGAGAGAGAUCGGGACUGGGAAAAAGUACGAAUUAGUGGACCUCUUGCCGAAGAUAUAAAAGUUUUUCAACGGAUCUUUGGAGGUAAGCAUCGCAACCCUGGCGUGACAUACCAGUACACGGUGGACAAGCAACAGUUGCGGCGGCGAUUCUCCUACCGAAUGUCGGAAUGGUCGGCCUGCUCGGUUACCUGCGGCGAUGGCUACAUGCGCCGCUACUACGAAUGCGUCGACGAACACAACCGCGUGGGGGAGCAGUCGCAGUGCUACCAGAUCGAGCCGCCGCGGCACGAGGCGCUCAUGCAGCAGUGCAGCAGUGCGGCGUGCGAGCCCGCGUCCGCGCCCACGCACUGGUGGGUCGGCGCCUGGAACCCCUGCUCCACGCCUUGCCACAUGCCCGGCGAAGAAGCAACGAAACAACGAAGUGUUUAUUGUGUGAACAAGUUAACGAAUAACGUUAUACAAGAUUCCGAAUGCGACAUGGCCAUUAAGCCUAUAAGCAUUAUUAAAUGCGCGGACGUUCCGGCGUGCUAA
Parnassius apollo (apollo) is the source of this 3297-nucleotide messenger RNA. The record is from the annotation of a GenBank genome assembly. Lineage: Eukaryota; Metazoa; Arthropoda; Insecta; Lepidoptera; Papilionidae.